AUGGAGGAUCAAGAGCAGACGAGUUUCACGUUCGAGAUAGAUAACUUCUUGGAGAAGGAAUCUGUGAUAUCAUCACCAAACUUCUUAAGCGGUGGCUGCGAAUGGGUUGUUGAGGUUUAUCCCAAAGGAAUGGACAGCUAUAUCGAUGAUCACUUGUCUCUGGCCCUCGUUGUUGCGAAUCCUGAGACAUUGCGACUUGGAUGGAAAAGAAGAGCUAAUUUUUCACUCGUUCUGCUCAAUCAAUCAGGCAAAGUUCUCUACAGAUUCAACAAAUUAUUCUGCGCUCAUUUUACAAGACAAGGUAACUCAAAGACCUUGCCUCUUAAAAAGCUUCAAGAAAAAGGUUUUCUGGAGAAUAACAAGUUGAUAGUUAAAGUCGAAGUAAAAGUAGUUGAAGUUGUUGAUGAAAGUGAUGUAACUGGGAAUGAGAUGUUAGAUGUCGAUGGUUUCCAAGUUCUUUACACUCAGGCUAUUUCAGUGAAUUCGCUAUUCACGCAGUACCCAGACAUUGCAGAAAAUUUCAGACCAAAGAGCCAACUGGUGAAAACAGCAUACAUGAAUCUCCUCCUCGGUCUCAUCGAGACACUGGACAAGCCUCCACAUAGCAUCUCUGAUACUGAGCUAAGCAACGCUCACAGCGAGUUGAUCGAGCUAACAGAAGCAGGCUUCAAGCUAGACUGGUUGAAGAAAAAGCUUAAUGGGGUUUACUUGGAGAGGAAGAAAGAAAACGUUGAUGUGUCUCCAGACCAAGAAUUCAAGGAAGAGAUCAAUAAUGCCAAAUCCAUUGCUAAAGACUUGCUUGAGGUUGUUGUUCACUCUUGGAAUGAGUGGAAAGUAAGACUGGGAUUUGCUCAUCCUCAUAGUUAUGAAAAAGUAGACUAA
This is a messenger RNA of Eutrema salsugineum, 882 nucleotides long. Its product is annotated as MATH domain and coiled-coil domain-containing protein At2g42470. The coding region runs from base 1 to 882 and encodes 293 amino acids. The transcript has 4 exons. The record is from RefSeq and is a predicted model, not a curated record. Gene Ontology annotation, molecular function: protein binding. Lineage: Eukaryota; Viridiplantae; Streptophyta; Magnoliopsida; Brassicales; Brassicaceae.